AAUGGGUUCUUCUAUAUGUGCAAAUUGCACCAUAAAAUCUGAAGAUUCAGAUAUACAAGCAUUACCUUAGGUCUAAUAAAUUGUGUUUGAGUAUACAGAUUAUUAUGAGAUUCCAGAGACUUCAAAGUCAAAAGAACAACCUUUAUAAUAACAAACAGAUAUUUUAAAAAACGUACAAAGCCCUAAAUUGAGAGGUAUUUUGAAGCAUAAUUUCUAACAAAAUAAAGAUCUUGGAAAUUUUAGUUAAGAUAAUAAAUCACCUACUAUUACUAUAUAAAGGAAAAAAGUAAAAUUUAGGAAACCAUCAAAAUUAAAUUAUAGUGAUUGA
Messenger RNA from Paramecium primaurelia, 328 nucleotides. Lineage: Eukaryota; Ciliophora; Oligohymenophorea; Peniculida; Parameciidae. The record is from the annotation of a GenBank genome assembly.